Heterobilharzia americana is the source of this 504-nucleotide messenger RNA. Lineage: Eukaryota; Metazoa; Platyhelminthes; Trematoda; Strigeidida; Schistosomatidae. The record is from the annotation of a GenBank genome assembly.
AUGCUAUAUCAAAUAUGGUUUAUGUGGAAUGAUUGUUCUUAUUCAUUUUCUCUGUUAUCUCAAGUUCUUGAUGUAUUGGAACUAGGUAAUUUGAAUGCUGAACGUGACUGGGGCUUUGCUGGUGAUUAUGUUAAAGCUAUGUGGCUUAUGCUUCAGCGUGAUACUCCAGAAGACUUCGUUAUUGCAUCUGGGGAGAAACAUUCUGUUCGUGAAUUCACUAAUCUAGCAUUUGAACAUCUUGGAAUUCGUAUAGUAUGGAAGGGAACUGGCAUUGACGAAGUGGGUAUUGACUCAGAUACAGGAAAGGUUCUUGUUCGUGUUAGUGAACGUUAUUUCCGCCCCGCAGAAGUGGACCUCUUAUUAGGUGAUUGCAAACGAGCAAAGGAAGUUCUAAAAUGGGAACCUACCUGCGGUUUCAAAGAUCUUGUCAAACUUAUGGUAGAUGAAGAUAUGAAAUUACUGGAAUCCGUCGUACUCCAAUUUAAUCUUACUUUACUACUUUAA